Molecule: messenger RNA, 1709 nt
Organism: Trichoplusia ni (cabbage looper)
Lineage: Eukaryota; Metazoa; Arthropoda; Insecta; Lepidoptera; Noctuidae
Product: UDP-glucuronosyltransferase 2A3-like
Exons: 4
Coding region: 89-1612 (507 amino acids)
Molecular function (GO): UDP-glycosyltransferase activity
Source: RefSeq, a predicted model, not a curated record
UUCGGUUCCGCAGUUAGCAGGUCGCUCUAGAGCUAGCACGCGGCUAAGCGCACCAGCUCUAUGAUACUAACAUCGAUAGUUUGACAAAAUGAAGUUCAAUAAACUAUUAUUGUUGGCCCUCAGUGCCAUGGUCAAUGGAGUGCUCACACUUAACAUUUUAGCAGUGUUUCCGUACCAAGGAAAAAGUCAUUUUUUCGUUUUCCACUCAUAUCUCAAAGAAUUAGCGAGAAGAGGACACAAUUUGACAGUGAUCUCGUACUUCCCGCAGGAAAAACCGAUAGAAAACUAUCAUGACAUCAGUCUAGCUGGCAAAGCAAAAAUAUUGGAAGACGUUUUCCCUAUAUACAGAUCGUAUUGGGGGAUGAUACAAGUAAGUCUGUUUGUGACUAACUCUGGAACAGAGAACUGUAAGGUUUUGCUAGCUGAUGAAAACGUACAAAACUUAUGGAAAAAUAAAGUAAAAUUCGAUCUAGUGGUUGUGGAAAUGUUCAACAGUGAUUGUACGUUGGGACUUGCCCACGCCCUGGGCGCACCGGUGGUCGGUCUCACGUCCUGCAACUUAAUGCCGUGGCACUACAAGCCUUUCGGGAUCCAGUACAAUCCUGCUUACGUGUCAUUCAUGUUCUCGGAAGGAGGCACAAAGCCAACAUUAUAUCAGAGGAUCGAAAGAACCAUAUUCCAGACUUACCUUACCACUUUGUACAAGUAUAACAGCCAGAGAGUCGACCAACGCACAUUGGCACAAUAUUUCGACAAUGUUCCCCCGCUAGAAGAAUUGAGUCGUGAUAUAAAGUUUGUGCUGCUGUACUCACAUUUCGUGCUCACUGGUCCCAAUCUCUACCCACCUAAUGUACAGGAAGUGGGUGGUUACCACGUGGCUGAAGCGAAGCCGUUGCGUGAGGACUUAAAGAAAUUCAUCGAGGAAUCCGAACACGGUGUAAUAUAUAUAAGUUUUGGAUCGAUGUUACGAGCUACUUCUACGCCUAAAGAUAAAUUGGAGGCCAUCAUCGGCGCUAUAUCAGAAUUACCGCAGAGAGUCAUUUGGAAGUGGGAGGAAAAAACCCUGCCAGGGAACCCGAAAAAUAUAUUCUUAUCGAACUGGUUGCCACAGAACGAUAUACUUGCGCACCCAAAAGUUCUGGCGUUUUACUCCCACUGUGGAAUGUUGGGAACUACAGAGGCGAUGUACCAUGGCGUGCCAAUGGUCGGUAUGCCAGUGUUCGGAGACCAACCGUUAAACGCUGCUGCCGUAGAAGAAAGUGGGCUGGGCGUACAAAUUCAAGUCAAAGACCUGACCAAAGAGAGCUUAUUGGAGAAGUUCAGGACUGUUUUGGAUCCUGCGUUUAGGAGUAAGGUGAAGGAGCUGUCUAAACUGUGGAAGGAUCGUCCACAGUCAGCAAUGGAUAGUGCCAUUUACUGGACAGAGUUCGCCGCGCGCAGCAAAAAAUACACUUUCAGGUCGCCGGCAAGCACCGUUCCCUUAUAUCAAUAUCUUUAUUUAGACGUAUUUGCAGUUUUAGGAGGACUCUUAUUCGUUAUAAUUAAUAUUCUAAAAACAAUAAUUCCAAUGCUCUUCCAAAAUUCCCAAAAAACAAAACUGAAAAGUAAAUGAAUGAAAAUUAUGUUAAUUUAAUUUUUUGCUAGGUUUGUAGGAAUGUGUUUUAACGGUGUUUUACCACUGUGAUAAAUAAAAUAUUUAUUGUUGUUAA